Messenger RNA from Capsicum annuum, 1195 nucleotides. RefSeq names its product superoxide dismutase [Fe], chloroplastic. Gene Ontology annotation, molecular function: metal ion binding; superoxide dismutase activity. The record is from RefSeq and is a predicted model, not a curated record. Bases 178 to 924 code for a protein of 248 amino acids. Gene Ontology annotation, biological process: superoxide metabolic process. Lineage: Eukaryota; Viridiplantae; Streptophyta; Magnoliopsida; Solanales; Solanaceae. The transcript has 9 exons. Gene Ontology annotation, cellular component: chloroplast nucleoid.
CGUGUACUGCAGUAUAUUUGUACUAGCACCACAAUAGAUUAGCACACUCACCUCACUAUGUCGCCACGUUGACAAGAGCCCGAAAAAAAAAAGAAAUUACAUUAACAAAAGCUAAUCAAGUCUAGAAAAGUCCCAUUGUUCUCCCAACUUUUGAGUAAACAGAAGUUAGAACUGAUAAUGGCUGCUGCUAACUCACUGUCACUUACAUCUGCUUUUCUUCCUCGUCAUGGAUUUCAUGGGCCAUCUCAUAAUCAGAACGUACAAUUGAGCACCCAAAAGUUUGCAAGGAAAGCUGUUUCGGGUACAAUAACAGCUAAAUUUGAACUCCAGCCUCCUCCUUAUCCCAUGGAUGCUUUGGAGCCUCACAUGAGUAGUAGAACAUUUGAAUUCCAUUGGGGGAAGCAUCAUAGGGCUUAUGUUGACAACUUAAACAAGCAAAUAGACGGAACAGAACUAGAUGGAAAGACACUAGAAGACAUAAUACUCAUUACAUAUAACAAAGGUUCUCCCCUUCCAGCAUUUAAUAAUGCUGCUCAGGCCUGGAAUCAUCAGUUCUUCUGGGAAUCCAUGAAGCCAAACGGAGGAGGAGAGCCAUCUGGUAAAUUAUUAGAACUAAUCAACAGAGACUUUGGUUCCUAUGAUACAUUUGUUAAAGAAUUUAAGGCAGCUGCAGCAACACAAUUUGGUUCUGGUUGGGCCUGGCUUGCAUACAAACCCGAAGACAAAAAGCUUGCUCUGGUGAAAACUCCUAAUGCUGAAAAUCCUCUUGUUUUGGGCUACACCGCACUGCUCACGAUAGACGUUUGGGAGCAUGCCUAUUAUCUGGACUUUCAGAAUCGGCGACCUGACUAUAUAUCUAUCUUUAUGGAGAAGCUCGUGUCAUGGGAAGCAGUCAGUUCUAGGCUUAAAACAGCAACAGCUUGAGCUGCUUAGCAAGGAGACAGAAAGGAGGAAGAGGCAAAUCUAGGAGGCACUGAAGGGAGAAAGAUGUACGCUGAGAGUACAUAUUUGAGGCAGAAUGAUUUUUGUUAAAGAGAGUCUAUGUUCUAUCCUGCCAUCCUCCUUUUUCAGUGAGGGUUCUAGAUGUCUUCUUUGAGAUUAUGAGAUGUCUUAUUAUGUGUACUUUGAAAGAGUCGAGUGAUGUUCUAAAUUCUGAUAACUAUAUUGUUAUGUUCUUAAGCAGUUGAUGGCUAAA